UGUAUCGAGCUCUUUCCACAGAGGGCCAUUACUGUUAAUAUCAUCCCUCGCCUUGGACAUUUCUCAAAAUAUAUUUCCUUUUUAAACCAUGUUUUUAAUGAUUUGAAUAUAAGUAGUUAAAUUGUGCAUUAAUUCUAUUGUAAUUAUGAUUAAACUUUCUCAUUUUUCAUGUCAGUUACUGCCGUUGAACCCCAUCUGUGGAAGACAAAAAUACUUCACUACCUUAACGAGUGUUGAUUACAUUGAAUGUACUGACACAGCCAGUAAUCCGCAUCUUACUCACCUUACGCGGGCGUUGAUUGGCUUACACUGAGUAGGCGGGAAAUAAACAUACACAUGUCCACAUUCAUCAACAACACAGAAAUAGGUAUUCGGAAUAUCCAGAGGAACCAUAAUAUCGACAGCAUAUCCUAUUUGUCGUUUGGCCGAACGAAUUCAGAUUACAAGUAGAACUGUCACUACUCUAACCUGAAAGAAGCUUCCUAGUAACUGAUCAACCAAGUUCGACUUCUCCUUACGUGAGGAACCCCCUGUACACAGUCGGACACACGUGCCCAGCAAUACGGCGUCCUUGAACCCCCACCUACUUUAGCGAACUGUCAAUGAGGAAACGUUAUUCUCUCCGAAUCUUGCGGUGUAUUUGUAUUGGAUAAUGUACUAUUGAUACUGUUCGUAAUAUCUUUAUACUUUCAUCGUCCACAUGUAGGGUACAACGGUAGAUAUGAAUGAAACGUUUUCCCUUAUAUCAAAUCAAAUAACAGAUAGUGAUUAUACUAUAACAUGAAAGCGUUAGGAAAAUGUUAUGAAAUAAAUCAGCCUAUUUUCUGAAGGAUAUGAUGAUUUAUUAACCCUUCAAAGUAGAUUAUCCUCAGCCGAGGAAAUAUACUUUCUAUGAUGGAGAAAUCAUUGUAUUCUACUGAUUACAGUACGUUAGUUGCAUAUCAUGUCAUUACGUGCACACCUGAAGAGUGCAUGGAAACAUUACUAUAGAGAAAAAUGAUUUGUGUUACCUGAAAGUGUGUCACGGUACUGAGCUACACAAUACCCCUUUGUUUGUGUGAGGAAUAGUAUUAAAUGUCUAAAUUAUUUAAAUGAUUAAAUGUAUGCAAAGUCCCCUCCACUAGCAAAAAAAUAUAUUCUAUUAAUAGUGAUAUGUACUUUACGUAACAAACCUGAACCAUCCGAAUAGCUAUCAACACUACUUAUUGCGACUAACUGUCGUGUCUCUGUACUUCUGAUGACAUCAGUGGGUAUGUUUUAAUUGGCUUGGACCCUGACAGUCACGUGGCAUUUCAGUGUUCUCUGGUGGAUCAUUCAGGAUAUUAUUUUGGUUUGUUUCGUAGGAUUAUGAAAAAAGCCGAGCCCAUUGAUAUAAAGGAGCGAUAAAUGUGAUCAAAAUGUAAAACAAGUUUAGACAUGUGGAACGGAGUGGAUCGGUCAUAUCAACCCACGUCGUCAGAGACGGAAGGGGUUACCCAACAACAGUCUGCAGAAGAAGAGCAUACCGCAGAGGACCAAAACGAUAAUGCAGAUGAAAAUAAAAAAUCUUGGCUUUACCAGGAAGUUGUGGAUCUUGACCAAGGACAUGCUGAGGGGGUGGAAGAUGAAGAAAAGAUCAGUGAAAUGUCCAUCCCUGAAUGUCAAAGUGAACAAACAGAAGACAAAUCCACAUCAACCAUAUUUAAUGGCAAAUCUUUCAAUGGCAUGAGAGUGUGGUAUCUCUCAACAUACACAUGCCAGGAAAUGAUGCGCGAAAUAUUGAAAAAUAGGAAUCCUUUUGGAAAAUCCGAUGAACACUUGAGAAAACUUUUAAGAUUAGAAGAUCGAAAAACUAAAUUUGAAAGUGAAUGCAAACAACUGUAUAAUAUGCAUAAAGACUGCUUAUACAAAAGUGAUAUUUCUUACGAACAUUUAGACGUGACCUUGAUGUAUGUAAUUGCAAGAAAUUUUCUUACUGAUGAAAUUUUAAUUCAACCAAGCAUAUGGAACACAAAACCUCUGAAAUCAGAUUUCAGCCUUCAGGCAUGUGUUGACAAACUUCGACAGUUUCGUAAUCACAUUUCGCACAUUGAACUAUCGCAUGUGCCAGCUGAUGAUGAGUUUCAACAGAAAUGCAGGGAUAUCAAACAAGUUUUCGAAGCUGUGGAAAAGUGCAUUGGACUACAGCCGACGUAUGGCAGGAAAGUAGACCGUAUCAUGUAUGCAUGUAAACCAACAGAUGUUGAAAAACUGGAAAAAGAACUUUUGGAAGCAGAAAUUAUCACAGAGUUUGAGAAACUAAACAACAACCUUGGAGGACAAGAAGCUCAGACUAAGAUGCUCAUUGAAAACCAUGAAGUUGAAGAACGCUUCUAUGUGGAGACGAAAUUAUCAAAGAAAGCUUGGGAGCUUCUACAAAAACAUCACCACAUACUGAUAACAGGCGGAAAAGGCUGUGGUAAAACGGCAUUAUCAUAUCAUUUGAUGUUUAGGUUGCUCAAGUUUAGUGAAAAAUGUAAAGUGUACAAUAUACAUUCAAUAUCUGAGUUUUUGAAUAAUAUUGAUCCUAGGGGUUUUGUUAUAACAUUAGUGGAAAUCUCUGAAAUAAGACCUGAAUCCGAUCCAGCAAGUUUAAAAAAGGUUAUUAGAGAAUUCAUUGAUUCAGAUCAGCAAACUGGUUUGUAUAUUAUCAUGACAUCAGGGUUAGAAAAUGUAACAAAAAUUGCUAAUCUGACUAAUCAAGUAGAUCUAGCAGACCCUGAAGAUGAUUCACUGUGCCUUGGUUAUCAAGAAAAACUUUCUCUUGUACAAAAACAACUUGAACGUUUUUCUGAAAAGCACGACAAAUCAGUAAAUGAAAUGACUCUAGAGAAUAUUGCAAGAGUAUCUAAAAAUCCAAUUCCGUUUCCCCUAGCAGCAUUUCUGUUUGCAAAGAACGAACGUUUUAGAAAGUUUGGUGCAGACUUUUUUAGAUCACCAGUCGUAUACUACCGAGAGGAGAUUAAAAGAUGCUCUGAGCGUAACGCUAAUACCAUCAUACUUUUGGCCCUGUUGUUUGAGGAAAAGCCAAUUUCAUUUACUGAGGAACAGAUACUGAAAAUUAAGCAGCGCUUAUCUGGAUACGAGUAUGGUCAAUCUCUUUGCAAGGAAAAGCAUAUGGAGCAGUUGCAAGACGCCGCUGAAUACUUAGAAACUGAGGAACUGGUUACCAGUGUAAAGAAAAAAUUUACAUUGAAGAACACGACUGUCAAAAAAGCGGUCAUUUCUUUUGCCGUUGAGAGGUUUCUUAAGCUUUCCAUCUGGAAUCUAAACCAGGAAACACUGUGUGAUACAGCCGUGUUCAAAUGUACAGGACAACAAGGGAUGAAUUGCCCUUUGCUACACGAACCCCACAAAGACAUUCUCGCCAGUAGGUUUUUUGAAGACAUGAUAAAUGAUCACACAGCAGCACUGCAUAGAAGUGAUGCCUGGGUGGAUCCUUAUUUCAUUGAGCGUAUCAUGGUCUUAUGCAAAACCCACUGUAACAAGGAACCUGACCUACUCGAUGCAUGUAUCAAGAGGCUGCUAGAAUGGUCAGUUCGUUACCGUUGUCUGCCACUAUGUGAAGCAAUCGAACGAUUUCUUCGGGGCUACGAGGAUGAACGUAGGAUUGCCACCAUGACAAGCUAUCUGUUGCGAACAUGCGAAACCAUAAACAGUACGUUUCAUGUAGUAGAGAAAGAAUUUAAAGCGGCAGAUAUUCUGCAGUUUUUUGUUUCGGCGGGCGCUCGCUGUAGCUACUGCACAUGCUCUGAAGACAGCGACACACGUGAUCAUUCAUUUCCACUCCGAUGGGUCCUCAACACAAACGAUGAGGAAUGCUUACAUAUACUACUUAAAGCAGGUGCUCAGGAUCCACAUUCUAGAUGGGGAUUUUGGAGUCUUCUAGCCGCAGCAGCACAGGAAGAGGAGACGAUGAUGUGUACGAGCUCAUUUGUAAAAAUGCAAUGUUCCAAUUAUGUUGAAAAAGAUGGACAUGAGAUUGACGGGAAUCUUGUUCAAUUAGGAAUAGGCGUCAAGAUGCUCGAGGAUGACUCAGACGAAAACAAGAAAAGCAUGAUUUCCUGUUGCAUCAAAACUAUUGGAUUGAGCCAAAAACUGCUGAAAGCAAUGCAACGACAACACUUUCCAAUUCUAGAAAAAGAUGAAAAUGAAAACAAUUACCUACACUUUGCUUUGUCUUCCUCGACUCCUUCGGAUACAAUGUCUGAAACAAUUUCGGCCCUAACAAACGAGCCUGCUCUUCUGUCUUGUAAAAACAUGGAAGAACAAACACCGUUAGGAAUGGCAGUCCUUCAAGUCAAAUGUGGCAUUAAAUGUAUCGCCAAACUUUCAGAAAAGUGUACCAAGGAAACCCGGACGGAAGCCCUUUAUCACUGUGUGCAAUCUGAAAUUGAAGACAAUAUUGUAUCACAACGAGUAUCCGAAAUGAUUCGACAUGGGGUAAAUCCUAACGAAGUGGUAAAAGAUGGCAGAUCAUCUAUCCAAGCAGUGAUAUCUAAAGGAAAGAGUCGUAUCAAAACUCUCGGGAUUCUCGCCAAAUGCAAGCAUGCCUCAGACAGUCAUGCCACAGACUUUAUGCUGCAUUAUUGUAUCACGCUAGAUUUAAACAACACAGACAAAGAACAUGUUAUAGAGGUGUUGAUCAAAGAAGGGGCUGAUGUUAACCAACAGAAUGACGAGGGAGCGACACCAAUAAUGUUAGCAAUAAAAGAAGCUAAAGAUAAUCUAGGUCUUGUUGACCUUCUUUUGAAGAAUGGCGCAGACAAAAAUAUGACAGAUACAGAAGGACUGCUUCCACUACAUUACUGUUGUUUGGCAGACAUGGAAAGCAAUGUCGCUGUAGACAUGGUGGACCUAUUGCUGACCGAUGAUGAAUUGAAAGAAACACCAGCUAAACACACUCCAUUGAUGCUUGCGAUCAUGAAUAAGAAACAUCCAGACCUUUUGAUGAAGCUAGUGGACAUAUACUUUGAUGUUGGUAGAACAGAUUCCGAUGGGAAAACGGUGUUGCAUUUAUUAGUGCAUUCUACUUUGGAAGAUGACACUGUAUUAGCAGUAGCCAAAAAGUGCCUUCGGAAAUUUGAUGAAAUAUGUUUAGAGAAUAAUGAAGAUAUAUCUGAGGAUAGUAGACAUGCCUACCGACAACACGAAAACGUAUUUGGUCGCUGUUUGCUUCAUGCCUGUGUUGAAUCAUCGAUGUCUGAUGAAAGCACAAGCUCUCUUUGUCAGAUAUUGAUAGAACGCGGGGCAUCUGUAACAGAGGAGGACUAUCAAAACAGAAAUACACCUCUUACACUGGCUGCAUCAUCUCGAUGUAAUCGAGUGAAAACAAUAUGUACUCUUCUCAAAGCAUCCUCUAUGGUAAUGACCGAUGGCCUUUUAGAAAUAAUAAAAGAAAAAAAUAAACUGACAUCUGACUUGCUUACUUCGUUGUUGUGUAACGAGAUUGCAAUAGAGGAUGAAUGCAAGGAAAAGAUGACGCCUUUUUAUAUCAAAGAGGAAUUCUCUGAAGAGGUUGAAGCGAAUAUUGUCGGACCUCUUAGAAAGCUAGGGUUUGAUCUAGAUAGUAGAACAAAUUCCGGGGACACAGUUUUACUAUCUGCAUGCAAAUCGCGUUGCAAAGCCACUCUCCUGGCAGAAUUGGCGAAAUUCAGCAGCAUGAACAAUAAAGAGCCAUACUUACCUUUGAUCGUCAUGUCAGAUCGAUCAGACGAAGAUACAAAGUUAUGUAUAGAGGCUAUCUUAACGGAAGAGAAACCGCCUAUUGACCAAAUGAACGAAAUACAUCGUACUGCAGUAAUAGAAAGCGUCAGGAAAAGAAAGCAGAACACAUUGAAACACCUUCUCGCUAGCGGAGCAAGCCCAAAUAUGAGGGAUCGAUUUGGCAAAACAGCGCUUCAUUAUUGCGUAGAAAGCGAGAUGUUCGAUGACGAAGUGUGCGACAUACUUUCAAUACUUUUCGAAACUAAACCGAAAGUGGAUAUUAAAGACAACAAGAGGAAGGACAGUAUUAAAUCAAGCGGCAUGUCAUGCAACAAAAUCUCGAAUUCAGACAUUUAAUAUGUUGCUGAAACAACGCUAUGCAGUCGAAACGGUCGACAUAUUGGGCAAAACACCACUUCACAACUGUCUCGAAUUUGUAAAUGGAUUCACUAAAAUGCAGACCGUGGAACGCCUGUGCCGUUUGACCAUUCUGAUGAUCUUUGGGGCGGAUCCUUAUUGUAGUGAUGACAAAGACAAAACUGUUAUAGAUAUAUGCAAUGAAUCUUCCAGCCAGUCCUUUGCUGAGGAAUUGAACAUUCUAAAUCAGGAAAACAUCGAGAAUCUACCAAGUGUUUUUGAUGCAGUUUUACCACCUGACGACUGCACGGGAGAUGACACUGGUGAUAAGAAUGACGCUGUAGAAGAGUUUUUCUUUCCAUCACGUAACCCCAAGGUGAGAGAAAAACUGCAAAGAGCUUCUAGAUAUUUGCAAGGAAAGUCCUUGAAAGAAGCCGAACCAAUCGUUUUUGGUUUCAUGCAAAACAAGAACGAAACUAACAUUGCGAUUCCAUUCAAAGUAGACAAGUAGCUGAUAGCACUACAUUAUGUCUGUUUAUAAAGACACAACUACGUAUCGUCAUGAAAACGACAAACUAAUUGUGUUUAUCGCGCGUGUAAUUUAACAAAACGCCAGGAAAGUGUUACAUUCAAAUAAAAUUAGAAGAAUAAUCAAAGUAUAGGUAGUACUCUAACCUGAUAAACUGUUUGUUACAUAAGGUGUUAUUUAACCGCUCAAAUCGAUUAAAUAUGAUUUGUCUGUAUCGGAAAAUGGACGGUUUAAUGCGAAGUAUUAAUUAAACUAUUUUCUUCUUUUAUUAAUAUGUAUUUAAAGAUUUUACUUACUUUUCAAAUAAAAGACUGUAUCAAAUUUUCAUUUAGCUACACCUUAUCGAUACUUAUUUUUCAUCUCCAUUCAAUAAGUGACCUACACACUUAAUAACAUAUAAAAAGUGGCCCAUUUUAUCAAGCAAGUUCCGUGCAUGAUUUUGAGGCAGUUCAUUAUCAACAGUGUUAAUGUUAUGCAGUACUAUAGAUCGUAUUAAUCUUUGUAGUCUGAUCUGUUUUAAUCAGUUCUAAAUGGUUUCAUUAUAAUUGAUGAUAUUAACACUUUUGUUUGACAAUAUGGAGUUUUUAUAUAUACAUGUACUCAUUAAAUGUAUUUAAGGUAAACUCAUUUGAUUAUAAAACUGUCACACGUUUUGGUGUGUUCCUCAACUAUCACUCUACACAAAUAGUGAGAGUAUGAAUGGACAACUCUUCUAUUCGAAUUUGACAAGCAGGUUGAUUCUUGUCGCAACUCUCGGUGUGGCGAUACAGCAACUGUUUGUAGUACAUGUACUACUUUUGUUAAUAAUACCAUAAUACAAAGGGUUUAAUGUUUAUUUGUUUUAAUUUUGAUUAGUGUGUUUUUGUUCAUAAUAUUACGGAUAUAGCUCGCAUAGACUUCCCUUGUUGUCUUAUUCAAUCUGUAUACAAGACCUUUAUAACAAAAAAAAAGUUCAACUAGUUUAUCCUUUCAUUUCACAUCGUCUUUAUGACUUAUUGUGUUAUGUUUUCGCCUUUUGUAGAUGACACCAUUAAGCUAUGUCUAUGAAAUAAAUUGGGUCUUCCUUAUGUUGAUUACAGUUUGAGAUAUUUCACGAAAUAUUAUUGUUCCAUUUUGUAUUGUUUUUUCUUCUUUGCGUCAAAAAUCAUUUCUUAUAUCAGAAUGUAAAAAUAAGUUAUCUUUGUCUCUUAAUAUUGCCCAGAUAUUUCAAAAACUUGUAUUCAUCGUGAAUUUAUAUCACAUUACUGUUUUAUGUAUAUGACGUAUGAUGACACCGAUUGGGACCUUUCACAAGAACCGGUUUAUAUUUUUGAAUUGCAUUACACUCUCUGUACAAGCAGAAGCUAUUGCUAAGAUUUUAUGAUUUUGUUCAGUUCUGUUAGAAUAUGCAACUAACAAUUGAAAAACUAACCUUGCGAUUUUCUCCCCUAUCGGAAUAAACGUAAAAACAAAUAUCCAACUAAAAUCUAAUGUUCACAGUAGCAUGGGAUAUUAUAUAGUAUACACAUAAAAAGUCCAUGUGGGCUAUUGUAUACCCCCGAUGUCGUCCGUAGACAGGUUAAAGUUUGUAUAAAGCAGUGUUGUGCGCAUGCCUAGUCGUUUUUACACAUAGGGAUAUGUAAUUAAGGUAGUAAGAAUAUAACAACUGCUCAGUUACCUGUGCAGCUCACCCGGUGUUACACAUUAUCUGUUCUUUUCUUAAGAAUUUUGAAUAAGCACAUUAUGGUAAUAUCCCAGAGAUACGUAAAUUGUGGCUUUAAAUGUUUACACUCUAUGCAUGAUUAUUUACACUAAAUCAAAUUACUUAACAGAUUAAAUUCAUGCUCCUUGCUGUUUAUAGUAAAAUAAUGCUUUAUUUUUCCAGCCUUUUUAUUUUUUCAAUAUCAACAUAGAUAUAUAUAUAGCCAUAAAAUGUGACAAGUAAAUGGCAGUUCAUGUACGAUAUGCCAUAUAUGUAUAUGUAAAUACAAUCCUGUGUUUGGAUGUUCAAACUCAAAGUUCAUAGCUACAUAUAUUCGUUAACAAUAUAACAUAAGUCAGUGCUAUAUAAAAUUUGUUUUCAUGCUAUGAUAAUAAUCAAACCUUAUGUAAUAUAUUAUAUACCUAUAGGCCAUUGGGGUUCUAUGAUGCCGUUCUAUAAAACAUUUUAAGAAUAACUGACGUAUGGAUUCCUUGUUGAUAGUGAAAUGUGUUUAUUUCAGUAAAUCGUUGAUGCGUUGCAAGAAGUACCGAAGACUCAUUUGUAAGCAUGGUACUCUAACACGGGAUUUAAUGGAAUAGUGAAUUUAUCAAAGCAUGGUACAAAAGUAGGAAAAGUGAGCGUCAAUACUCCUUACCUUAGGGAAUUUCAAUCUCUUAAAAUUGUCCACAGAAAAGUAUUACAGAAUUUAAGAAAAGCUCUUUAGCUAAGAUAUUUCCACCUUAAAUCCAGUAAAGUUUUCCUAUGGAAAAAAAAUAAGUUGGCUUUUCUUAAGUUAAGGGACGUUGAUGAAACAGGGGCAAUCACCUUUACAUAUUGUAUAAUAAAUAAAGUACAUGUAUAUGAAAUAAUUGAAUAUAUAUGUUUAUAUAUAAUUCAAAGAGAUGAAGACAUUGCGUAUAGUUAUUAAUUGCAAUUAUUUGUCAAGUUGAAUAUAUUUUAUUUAUAUAUAUACAUGUGUGUGUGUAUCAUACAGUGUCGACUUUCCAGGAGAUUUUAAGGUUGUGGAUAAACAAAGGCCCGAAUAUAAUUUGGAAGAUUCGCUUUAAUGUAAGUCCCGAUUGUAAAACGUGUGGUUGAUAUGUCAUAACUGUCAAUUAACAUUCUUUGUUCUUUGAUUCAAUUAAUUAUCUUUAAUCACAUAUUUACAUAAUGGAGCAUGACACUAAGUAGAAUGAGUGUACCUAUAUCUGGUCCAUGCUACUUGUACCGAAUGGUACCAUAUAAUAGAACGGAAUUUCAAGUGUAGUUUUCCGUGAUGGCAGUCGUGAAAAGAGAUGGUAGCCGUCUCUACAAAGUAUGUGCUUCAAACACAAAAGAGAUGGCAGACGUUUCUACAAGGAAUAUGCUUCAGACAUAAGAGAGGUGGUGGUCAUCUCUACAAAAUAUAUAUUCAAGCAUAAAAGACAUGGUGGUCCCCUCUACAAAGUAUAACCUUCAAACGCAAAAGAGAUGGCAGCCGUCUCUACAAAGUAUAUGCUUCAAACAUAAAAGACAUUUCGGCCGUCUCUACAAAGUAUAUACUUCAAACAUAAAAGACAUUUCGGCCGUCUCUACAAAGUAUUUGCUUCAAACAUAAUAGAGAUGGCAGCCGUCUCUACAAAAUCUAGACCUAUCCUUACCUCAUGUAUGCUGGAACAGUCCGUAGUUUUCCGUAACAUUCUGACCAAAAUGAAUCGAAUUCGUCAGUGAAAUCCUUUCGAUUCGAAAUUUUGGCCAGAAUGUUACGGAAAACUACGGACUGUUCCAGCAUACAUGAGGUAUGGAUAUGUCUAGAUUGUAGUAUAGCAUAUGCUCGCUACAAAUAAAAGCCUAUGUAAUGAGUAUUUUCAAUAUCUUACCUCAUUUUAUGUUUUCUGCAUUAGUGGCUGCCAUUUUGAAUUCAUAUCUUCUGACCAAGUGAUUCCCCACCGUGACCAUAUACGCAGUGCAAAUGAGGUACAAUCUUUAAUUGAUUUACUUCAAUGUAAUCAAAUAACAAUAUGUUUUAAAUUCCUAAAACGGUUUUUUUCUUUUGAGAAAUCAUAGCUCAAAUAGUCAAUGAAUGCCGUGUAUUAAUCGACAAUGUCAUGCUAGUAUUGUUAUGGAAUGAUACAAAAUAACUGUUUGUGUAUCGCACGUUUAUCAUGUUUUGUUACAUGUUCUAGUUACAUGUUUAAUAUAUCCCUUUGAUAAUAAAGGAUGUACUGCUGAUCAGAUAA
Molecule: messenger RNA, 10510 nt
Organism: Pecten maximus
Lineage: Eukaryota; Metazoa; Mollusca; Bivalvia; Pectinida; Pectinidae
Biological process (GO): protein localization to ciliary inversin compartment
Cellular component (GO): ciliary inversin compartment
Molecular function (GO): protein binding
Source: RefSeq, a predicted model, not a curated record